This is a messenger RNA of Oncorhynchus masou masou (cherry salmon), 4279 nucleotides long. Its product is annotated as F-box only protein 46-like. Gene Ontology annotation, biological process: intracellular signal transduction. Bases 1046 to 3043 code for a protein of 665 amino acids. The transcript is spliced from 4 exons. Lineage: Eukaryota; Metazoa; Chordata; Actinopteri; Salmoniformes; Salmonidae. Gene Ontology annotation, molecular function: protein binding. The record is from RefSeq and is a predicted model, not a curated record.
UGUGCAGCUGCCUGUCAACAAGAUGGCCUUCCUCUCCACCGAUGUUCCGACUCCGAUUAUUUUGGUUGUUCAGAGAACAUACCGUAAAGGUCAGCCUGUGUCAGCUCUGAAAAGGUAGCCAGAUGAACGAGGAAGAGUGUGAAACAGGAUCAGUAUAGAUAGGUAGUGUACAAUUGAAAAACGGACAGUAGGCUUCGAUAUUAACAUUAGGUUGAUUUGGAAAGUACUCUGCAGCCAGAUAGCUAGCUAAUUUACGUGGACAAGUAAAAGAUAACCCGAGUCACCUGCACCCCUAUUCUUGCUCAAUCUGAUUCAUCGGUCGAUUGUUGAGAGGAAAACAGGCCUACGACCGUCGGGGGGGGGGGCUUGCUAGUAACGUUACUGUCAUCAGCACUGUUGCAGGUCAAGUGCUUGCGGAUCUACAGAACAACGCAAACUGCCUUCAUUGUCUAAUUGCUGCAAAGAAAUCACUACUAAAGGACACCAUUUAAGAAGAAGAGACUUGCUUGGGCCAAGAAACAGGAGCAAUGGACAUUAGACUGGUGGAAAUUUGUCUUUUGGUCUGGAGUCCAAAUUGAAGAUUUCUGGUUCCAAACGCUGUGUCUUUGUGAGAUGCGGUGAGGGUGAAUGGAUGAUCUCUACAUGUGAUGGAGUGGCGGUGCUUUACUGGACAAUGACCCAACAUACCUCCAGACUGUGUAAGGGCUAUUUUACAAAGGAGAGUGAUGGAGUGCAGCAUCAGAUGACCUGGCCUCCACAAUUCCUCGACCUCCACAAUUCCUCGACCUCAACUAAAUUGAGAUGGUUUAGGAUGAGUGAAGAAAAGCAGCCAAGUGCUCAGCAUAUGUGGGAACUCCAAGACUGUUGGGAAAGCAUUCCAGGUGAAGCUGGUUGAGAGAAUGCCAAGAGUGUGCAAAGCUGUUAUCAAGAUUGUAUGCCCUCUUCCCGUGACGGUGCCUGCUGUCUCGCACAGAGAGAAUGAGUAACGUGGUGCACAGCAGAGGCCCAGCCUAGACGCCGCCGAAAUGCUUCCCUCCGGCCCGUGAUGGACCGAGACACCUUCUCCCACAUCCGACUGUGGUGCCCACGCCCCUUUGGCACCUACUCCCAGAACAAGCCCAGAGGUACAGGGGGCAGUGGGGCAGCCCCCUUCCUCUGCAAGGCUGACACUGCGGGGUGCACGUCGCUGGAGGUCGGGGGAAGCGUGGAUGGCCAGGAGGAGGAUGCCGGCUCCGAGAACAGUCCCCCAGACGCCGACCCGGCCUCGGCAAUGCAGGCUCCCUCCACCCCUCCCGGCUCCACUCAGAUGGAGGACGGGAGGGUGCUGCUGGACACCUGGUACGUCAUCAAGCCGGGCAACACCAAGGAGAAGAUUGCCUUCUUCGUGGCCCACCAGUUCAGUGGGGUGGGCCUGCCUCGACCCAGCGCCAUAAAGGUGAAAGGGAACUGGGCCACGGACUGCACUAAGGCCAAGCGCAGGCGGCGCUGCUCCUCCUAUGACCCCCCCGCCCGGACCCAAACCAAUAUUAUUCCCGCCACCCCAGAAGCCUCCACCCCAGAGGCCAUCCCGGGAGUGAGCGAGACUGACCUGCUGUCCGUUGCUGAGAUGGUGGCCCUGGUAGAGCAGCGUACAGCCAUGGCCUUGCAGGGCAUGGUGACCCAGGGAAAGACUGCCACAGAACACCCUGAACACACGUUCCUGCAGGGCACAGUCUCCGACCCCAGCCCCAUGGUGUUCCUGUCAGAGAGCCCUGACCCCCCACGCGGUGUCCUGGAGGAGGAGCAGCAGGAGUCGCGGCGUGUGGCUAAGGCCAUAGCCCACUUUGAGUCCCAACAUCAGCUCCUGGAGAACACACUGAGGCCCGUGUCGGGCCUGGACUCCCCCAGGGAGAGGGAGCGGAGCGGGGACUCUGGGCCCACCCACGGCCGAGGUGAAGUGAGGAUUGCUUUCCGGGUAUCCAGCCUAGAUCCUGGCUCGCAGUCAGAGCCCGCAGGCCGGCCCCGCUGCAUGUUCAUGAGCUGUGGGGGAGGAGGGGGCCAGGCGGGGGCCCGGGCCAACGAGAAGAUCACCUGUGAUCUCUACCAGCUGGUCAGCCCCACGUCACGGGACCCCAGCCUCCUGCUGUCCGGCUCUCCAAAAGCUGACCCCCAUGGGGAGAGCCAUACAGACCGACCAGCCUCCAGCAGCCUGGACCCCAGCCAGGAGCUCGGCUCUGGGGAGAAGAAGUCUGUGGCCCGGGAGAGGGUGACUGGUUUCCACGUGGAGGUGGUUGUCACGGGUGCUGUAGACCAAUGUGUGUUCUAUGGCAAGGACAGCACAGAAAAUGUGCAAGAGGAGACUGUGUGUUUCGCCAUGCCCAGUGGGACCGACGGCUCAGAGGACCCCCCUCCAGGCCAGCUGUUCUUCCUGCAGCCCCAGAGAGGGUCUGACGAGGACAGUGGCACCGGCAGCAGCAAUGGAAUGUGCUCUUUGGACUGCACCAAUAACAACAAUCCUGCUGGGGAUGCUGCUGACCGGCCGGACUCCCCCCUGGCCGGCGUGGAGGACUGCUCGGACCCCUCCCUGUGCCGUCUCUACCGCCACGUCUCUCACGACUUCCUGGAGAUCCGCUUCCAGAUCCAGCGGCUGCUGGAGCCUCGUCAGUACAUGCUGCUACUGCCCGACCACAUCAUGGUCAACAUCUUCAGCUACCUGCCCACCCGCUCGCUGGCCGCCCUCAAGUGCACCUGCUACGACUUCAAGGUUCUGAUUGAGACGUACGGUGUACCCGCCACCGACUCGCGCUGGAACCAGGACCCGCUGUACCGCGACGACCCCUGCAAGCAGUGCAAGCGGCAGUACGAACGGGGCGACGUGUCUCUCUGCCGCUGGCACCCCAAACCUUACCACCACGACCUGCCUUAUGGACGCUCCUAUUGGAUGUGCUGCCGGCGCACGGACAAGGACACACCAGGCUGCCGUGUGGGGCUGCAUGACAACAACUGGGUACUGCAGCCCUGCGAGCUGGUGCAGACCCGCGCUAAGAGGGAGGACGGGAGGUAAAGGGGCCCUCCCCAGCACCCCUCUUACUCCCUCUAGACCCCUGGUGCUAAACUGAAGACCAGGGUUGGGGUUCUCUCCUGUGUUGUCAGCUCUCUCACUGCUCGUUAUCACCUUGUUCUGAGUUCUUAGCAGUUGACUAGCUCCCUACUCGGAUGUUAGUACAUGUGAAAACUGGACUCAUGAUGAGUGGGCCCAUACUGGUGAUAUGGUGCUGCAUGGGGCCUGAUGCUCAACGUUUCUGCCUAUUGGUCAACUGACAGUCGUGUCCUAGCCAUGCUGUCAAAGCUAGAGCUGACCCCAACUUUACUGACCAGAGGGCCAGCCACUGAAAGUUUAAAGGUCCAAUGCAGCUGUUUUUAUCUCAAUAUCAAAUCAUUUCUAGGUAACAAUUAAGUACCUUAUUGUAAUUGUGUUCAAUUAAACUGGUCAAAAUGAAACAAAUAUAAUCUUGGUAAAGAGCAAUUUCUCAAGCAACAAUUUGUGAUAGGAUUGUAUGGGACUGGUCUGCUCGGGAGGGGAAAAUUAGCUGUUAUUGGCAGAGGUUUGGAACUCUUUCUUAUUGGUCUAUUAACAAAUUUACUACCCGUUGUCACCGGGCAGGCCAAAAUCCAACCCACCAAAAUGGGCUGAAAUUUCCGACUGUUUUUAAACCGCUCUUGCACUAAAAGGGCAUUUUCACAAUUGCACAAUAUAAUUGCAACCGCAUAGUGUGAAAAUGUAUGUAAAACACAGUCAAAUCACAUUUUUGACUGCACUGGGCCUUUAAUGAAUGAGACUAACAGUGUGGGGCAAGAUAAGGCAAUUUGAUGUCACUUUAUGAGUUUUGACUGCUUGUUAUCAAUUAUUUUAGUUUUUUGGUGUGUGAGCGAACGUUUGCUGUUAUUUCCUGUUUUUUUUAGGACUGUUCUCCCUCCACCUCUUAUUUUUGAGCCCUUCCCCACUAACCCCCAGUCCCAACCUGCUAGUCGGCAGAGGGCAGUCUUUGCCAAAGCCGUCGUUUGCGUCAAUGCGGGUGAAAAGAAACACGGACCAUAGAGCUCUCUACACCAGCUUCCAGCCUUAACCACACUGGUCCUGCUCACAAUCCCUAAAUCUGCAAAACCUUGACAAAUACAGUAUAGAGAACUUUGUUCACUUGACCCCUCUGACUGGGCAGGGAAGACCACUGUAGGUUUCAGUUGUACAAUGCUAAUGGGAAUGUGCUUCUCAAAUAAACAGAAAUGAUUAAAACUGGAA